This is a messenger RNA of Tupaia belangeri chinensis (Chinese tree shrew), 231 nucleotides long. Its product is annotated as bestrophin-3. The record is from RefSeq and is a predicted model, not a curated record. The coding region runs from base 1 to 231 and encodes 76 amino acids. Lineage: Eukaryota; Metazoa; Chordata; Mammalia; Scandentia; Tupaiidae. Gene Ontology annotation, molecular function: chloride channel activity. The transcript has 2 exons.
AUGUUCCUCAUCUCCAGCAGUGUCCAUGGCAGCGACGAGCACGGGCGCCUGCUCAGAAGGACGCUGAUGCGCUAUGUCAACCUCACAUCCCUGCUCAUCUUUCGCUCCGUGAGCACAGCUGUGUACAAACGGUUCCCCACCAUGGACCACGUGGUCGAAGCAGUUUCUCUUUCUGAAAGAACUGGCAUCAAACACAUUCUGCCUUCCAGUUCUGAGAUGCAGAGCUUUUAG